Molecule: messenger RNA, 1095 nt
Organism: Ostertagia ostertagi
Lineage: Eukaryota; Metazoa; Nematoda; Chromadorea; Rhabditida; Trichostrongylidae
Source: the annotation of a GenBank genome assembly
AUGGAACAAGGAGUUGGGGCGGCCCAAAUAAAGCGAUCUCUCAAGACUAUGACGCUGUUUCGGGCGUUUCUCCUCUUGAGCGCCGUCACCGUGUCCUCAUAUGCGUCUCUCAAAGGCUACGAUGAGGAUUUCAUUUUGAAAUUCAUCAACCGUUCCCAAUCGCUCGAUGUCGACCCGAAAUGCCGUGACAGCCUGGGAAAGGUACGGUUCCUCAGGAAUCACUUACGAGAUCAUGAUACCCUCGAAACUCAAACUAUUAACUACUUCGACUCUUUUGGGACAGGACCGUCACAUCUGUUCCUGUCCCGAGAUCAAGAUCGGUGGGUCUACCGCGGUUACGGUUGCCUCGUUUCUGCGGGAGAAACCAUCUACUCAAAGAGUGAAUAUCCGAUGCACUUCUGCUACGCGCACGAAGACACUGACAGUCCUGUAGAUGCUUACGGAAUCUGUAUUCCGACACCUUGCGCAGAUGAUCAUGUUCAGCUGCUGAAGGAAUGGCGAGCGAUGACAAAACCCGAAGAGGCUGACUUGCCGAUGGAUUUUACGUCAUGUACUCGAUCAAGGCAUGAAGAAACAAUGGUUCGAACAACUCGUGCCAGUGGCGGACUUUGCCUUCAACUUACUGCUCUUGAUGCUCGUUAUAAUGGCCACCAUAUUUCACAACAUGAGAGGAGAAAACGUCAAAACGAUGUCGAGUCAAAUUCUGUUGGCAUUCUCAGCGAAGAAAAAUCUGCGACGAAUGGUGCAACUGCCGAAAGAUCCUCAGUCAUGUAUCACGUGCAUGCAUACCUCGAAAAUGUCGAAUAUUUCAAAGAGUCGAUGAAGAGAGGACCCUACAUGGACUUCAUACGGCUAUUGGUUACGGUUCUACAGACAUCGAGUAGUUCGGUUAUGGCCCGCGUACUUGUACACAUUGGUAGCGGUCACCCUGAGGCUUUCGGUUACCCACUUCCACCCGAUGUGGCCACCAAACUGACCCAGCCAUUCAGUGCCCAAAACAUUGGUUCGAGAACGUAUAUCGGCACCGAAUUCCUCUAUUUCCUUAUUUCUCCCAUCUUCCUUCUGACUCUCAGGCAAACGCCUAAACUUGGAAUG